ACAGUUAUCAAACAUGCAAGAGAAAAUAGCUAUUGUGGAUUCUAAGAGCAAAGAAGAAGAGACGUUUCGUAGUACGAUGCUGAAUAGGACUAAUCAAGCGUUCAAAGAAGAAGAGGAGUUUCGGCAUGAGAUGCGGAAAAAGAAUAAAGAUGCGUUCAAAGAAGAAGAGGAGUUUCGGCAUGAGAUGCGGAAAAAGAAUAAAGAUGCGGAUGAGAAAGAAGACCAGUUAAGAAAAGUGAUUAUGGAUGGGUUCAAAAAGGUUCAAGAAAAUCUCGACGCUCUCAAUAAGAAAGUACAUGCUUUGGAAAUAAAGACUGAAGGCCAACAUCAGGUGGAGGAAAGAACGCAACCUUAGUGGGUAAAUGAUAUUAUAGGCGAUGUUGUUUCGAAAACAUUAAAAUACAGACAAUCAGUUUACUGAGUUAACGGUACAUAUGUGUAUCAUUUUCAGUAACACAACAUUGUGACAUUUCUAACGAGUCGUAAAAACGAUAUCAUUUUCAGCGCCUAUUAAAUAUGACAAAGGUCUUAUAUAAUAUAAACAAGAACUUUCAAGUAAGCACGCUCAAUAAACACGAAUGUAACAUGAUCUUAUAAAUGUUUCUACCAAACUUAAUGGCAUCGGCUGCCCAUCUAUGUGUUGAUUCUUAAAUUAAAGACAAUGUUAAUGGUUUGAUGCGGAUUUUGAUAACAUAUUUAUAACACAUUCGUAAUUUAUAAUUAUAAUUAGCGUAUUUGACGUAUUUGUACACAGUUUCUAUUUAACGUUUUUUGUAUUGAUUAAUUUUGUUCAAUUCAUUUUAUGCUUGCACACGUCAUUUACAUUUGGUGUGAGUGUUCAUUACAUGAGAGAAUGUUAAAAACUUCAGUUCAAUAUGUGCUAAGAAAUGGUGUGAUUUGAGGACGCAUACCGUUUCAAUUUAUUAAUACAUUGAAUAUGAUAUUGCCAGUGUAAGUUCACGAUUGUCUUAAUCUGGGUUUAUGAUGCGCAGUGUACUUAUUCCUUCCAUAUUGUAACUUACAUGUAUGUAUGCAAAGAAAUAAGACGCUUAAACAGGAGUUGUAUAGAUGCAUAUUGUUGUACAUUUAUAAAAGCAUAUGUGGAGUAUUGGUAGUGGAAGGAUAUGAGUGUUCGUUUGGUGACUUAAAAACUGCUUUCAGAAUAUAUGAUACUAUCAAUGUCUCUAACAUGCAAGGAUUUAUCUGAAAACGCACAUUUCCUGAAGAAAAAUAGAAUUAAUUUAAAUGACAUACAAAUAUAGUUAUCUGAAGUUUCACUUAAUUUUAAUAUCUUUUUUUAAACGCCAUCUCAAUUGUUAAAGUUGUCUUUGAUCGUGAACAGUUUAUCAAUGUUAACUGUAUUGUGUGUUAAUUUCAAAUUAAUAUUGCGUUGCUGAGUAUAACCAUGUAUCUAUAUUCACAGAGCACACACUUCAGUGUUUGUGUUUGUAAAGUGAAGUUCUGGCCAUACCGCUUAAUGUUUAUUUUUAAUUCAUGCUGACAUAUUGUAUACAUCAUGCUUAGUAUAGAUGUGCUGUAUUGCAUGCAUAAAUCAAAAACGUAAAUAUACUUGUUAGUGUAUAUGCCACUGUUGCUUAAUAAGUUGUCUUUAUCUAAUGACUUGAUAAGUUUCCCAUUACUUUUAUACAUUUAAUCAUACAUAUAAUGCAGUAAAAUGUGUAUUCGUCCUUUGUGAUUGUUGUAUCUAGACAGAUGUUAUUGCAAUAAUAUUUAUUGAUUAAGCGUCCCGUAAACAUAAACGAAGUGUGAUCAAUACAAACACCAUUUUGAUAGCACCACAACUUUGUGUUAUUCCCAGAUACUAAGAAGUUUAACAUCAACAAUAACAUAUAUGUGUUGAGCUGUCUUUGGUAUUUACAAACGGUGGCUUGAUCGUAUGCAAACAAAACAAUUCAUCACAGUAGAAGUCAUACUUGUGCACGAAAUGUUAAGUGUGGUGCUUCAGACUAUAACCGAGAUUACUUUAAAUAUUUGAAUUCGUCCUAUAAUGUCCUUUGAAAUGUGUAUUGUAUUAUUUUCAAUAUGCCAUAAAAUAUCCAUCAAUCAUUAUAAGCAAAUAAUAAAGUGUUUUUCUCAAAAAGAUGUUUAAUAUUGGUUGCAGUUGCCCGUGUGUGUUAUUAAUAGAACAGUUUCAAUGAAUAUAAUUAUUUUUCAAAACGUUGUAUUUACUAUUCGAUACUUACAUUUGCCUGUAUAUGCAUAUGUAUACCUUUCAAAGGUAUAUUUUUGGAUGUCAUAUUGGUGUAUGAUAAAAUGAUUACUUGUGAAUUUAACAACUUUGAAAAUUGUUGAACAGGAAUUAUGAUGUGAUAAGUUGUUUAAUGGCGAAAAAUGAAAAUAUUUGCAAACAAUGACACAAAUUAAACAAUGACUGAAGUAUUUACCGAGAUUUCCGAUCAUUUGCCUCUGUGUUGAAACAUUUUAUUUUUUCAAUUUGUGUUUGUUAUUAAUGUUUUGUACAUAGUUUUCCUAUAAAAAAUCUGCUUUUGAAGCAAAAUACGUA
This is a messenger RNA of Dreissena polymorpha, 2524 nucleotides long. RefSeq lists its product as uncharacterized. The transcript has 10 exons. Bases 14 to 355 code for a protein of 113 amino acids. Lineage: Eukaryota; Metazoa; Mollusca; Bivalvia; Myida; Dreissenidae. The record is from RefSeq and is a predicted model, not a curated record.